AUGCUUCAUCUCAAAACAUCUACCUUCGCUCUCCUCCUACCUCUAUUCCUUUCUGCCAUUUUUGCAGAAAAUUCCAACCUAAUUGGCUGCAAUAAAGUCGGGUGCCCAACAGUCAACGCCAACCACCGCUGCAAAAUUGAAGAUAUCACUCAUAUAGGGGUCGGGGUAGCUCCUAUCCCAAAUGUGCCUUCCGCACUAGAAGGCUUCUCCCUUGUGAAGGGUGUCAACGCGACUCUCAGCGGUAACGACGAGCGGGGACGUGCCUUCAACUCACUCUACUACCUGGCUACACCAGAGGAUAAAGAGACUAAUGGCCUUACUGGCUGUGCUGUCAUCUUUAACGACCCACCAUUCAAGAAAUUCGAAUAUCCUAUGAAAGAAGGCAAAAUUGGUGAUAUCAUAGUUAAUAUGACGGAUAGCCGUGCUGCCACUGGGGUUUGUUCCGAUGUUGUUGAGCAGGGCUGCAUUGACUCGAUUACGCAGCGGGCUGCGGAUCUGAAGUACGACGCUAAUAAGAAUGCCUGUGAGAUACUCGAGCGGGAGCUGAAGAAGGACUCCUUUGAUCGAUGUGCUGGAUUCGGGGGCCAAGGUCAUUCUCUCGGACAAUUUACUGUUAAGUCGCUCGGGGAUCUUAAUGCAGUGAGAAACUCUUCGGAUUGCUGGCCAGUACAGCGGAAGUCUGAUCGACUGAUGAAGAUUACAGAGGUUACUUCUUAUGGGAAUAAUACAGAUACCUAUGAUGCUUACACCGAACAAGCGUAUAAGAUUAGCCCGGUCCUCACCGUUUUCGUCGGUGGAGAUGAUAGUCUUGUCGACCAUACCUCCUCCCAGAUGACGUGUUUGAAGGUUGUCACCGCAGAGGAGGGGAUUGACGACCCUAAUCGCUCUGGCAAUUUGGCAGCGACUCUACAGAGAAGCGGGCUGGUUGUUGCUAGUAUUGCCGCGCUCGUGGGGAUUUAUAUAGUCCUGUAA
Messenger RNA from Arthroderma uncinatum, 972 nucleotides. RefSeq lists its product as uncharacterized. The record is from RefSeq and is a predicted model, not a curated record. The coding region runs from base 1 to 972 and encodes 323 amino acids. Lineage: Eukaryota; Fungi; Ascomycota; Eurotiomycetes; Onygenales; Arthrodermataceae. The transcript has 2 exons.